Molecule: messenger RNA, 1548 nt
Organism: Adineta steineri
Lineage: Eukaryota; Metazoa; Rotifera; Eurotatoria; Adinetida; Adinetidae
Source: the annotation of a GenBank genome assembly
AUGGAACAAUCAUCGACGCCAACACCAAUAUGUUCAUUUCCUGUUCGUAUUACAUGCGAAACAUUAUUACUACUUAUAUUAUUCGCACCUUUUAUUAUCUUUAUAUUUAAAUGGCCUAGUGUUGAAACUAUUAUACAUACAAAAGUUCUUGAAAAAACACGUUUAGCUCCAUUGUCAGAUGGAAAUGAAAGUUGGAUUAAUCCUCCAGUUACAACUUUACGUGCUUAUCGUUUAUUUAAUAUAACAAAUUAUAUGGAUAUAAUGACAAGUUCAAAUAAUACAUUAAUGAAAUUUCAAGAAACGGAUCCAUUUUUAUACAAAGUUACUGUUAAAAAAAAUAAUGUCAAAUGGUUAAAUAAUAAUACACAAAUUCAUUAUUCAACUGAACGUUUAUUUAAACGAUAUGGUCAAUAUAACGAAACAUUACUUAAUCAAGAAGGUGCUUUUGUUGAUAUACUUCGUGUUAUGUUUCGAACGAAAUUUGCUCGUGUUGCUGAUUCAGUUUUUUUUAUUCUUGGAGGAAAUAAUGCAUUUAACUAUUCGAAAGCUAUUGAUAAAUUAGAAGGUUAUAUAUCUCCAAUAUUUGCUGCUAUUUCAUCAAGAAUGCAAGGACCAAAUAAAGAUAAAUAUGGAUUUAUUUAUCGAUAUAAUGGAACAAAUGGAUUUAAUUUUACUAUUCAUACUGGUAUUAAAAACUCAACAAUAAAAGGACAAAUGAUUAAUUUUGAAACUGAAUAUACACCAUUUAAAACCAAAAGUCAAGAUUGGCAAACAGAUAUUUUUGAUGGUUUAACAUUUCCACCAUUAGGAAAUCCACCAAAUCGAAAAGUUAUUAAUGUAUUCCAACCAGAUUUUUGUCGACCUGUACAACUUCGUUAUAAUCGAACAGUGUCGAAAUUUGGUUUUGAUCAUUUACAUGAAUAUGUUUUGAAAUUAGUCGAUGUAGAAAAAUGUCCUAAAAUGGAUGAAAAUUGUCCAGAAGCUGAUAAACUUGAUAUUACAAAAUGUCUUUCAGCGGAAAUACCUGAAGAAACUGUUUUUCUAUCAAAACCACAUAUGUUUGGUCAUAAUGCUUCAUCGACGAAUGUUGAUUUUAAACCUGAUUUUGAUAAACAUGAAUCAACAAUUUAUUUUGAACCACUUUCUGGCACACCAAUUCGAGCUCAAUUACGUAUUCAAUUAAGUACAAAUGCUUGGAUUGAUCGACUUCGACUUAAUGCAGAUGGAUCAACAGAUCCUACUAAUACACGUGCUAUUCGUCGUCUUAUUCCAAUGAUGUGGAUUGAUCAAACAAUAAUACUUCAUAAUGAAACAUUACAACGUUUACAUCAUGUUACUGUUAUUCUCGAAAAAGGACAUUAUGCUUAUGAAUCACUUAGAUUAGUCUACAUAAUUAUCGCAUUUUUAUCACUUUGUGCUAUUAUCGUCAUAAUUGAAUUAUUCUUUUUUAAUCGAAGACGUCAAUCGAAGCAAAGUUUAUUAUUUGAACCUGUUAAAGAUCAAGAAAAAGAAUUAUUACGUCCACCAAUAACAUCGGCAAAUGCUUAA